AGCUUGCUGGCAUUAAUAGUCUAUUUCAGCUCUUUUCUAUAGCCCAGCAGCUACAGAGGGGGGGAAAAAGCAUGCUUUGUAUGGAGCUGUGGUUGGGUCUGUGCUGCAGUGCCCAUCUGAACUUGGCUGUGUCUAUUUUGUCAGCUUUUGCUUCCCUCUAGUAGCUGCUGGUCCCUUCCUAAACUCACGAAAUCCCACCAUGCAGCGCCUGUGCUUGGAUCAGGGUUCUGGCUGCUCCUGACCUGAACCACUUCCCUUGAUGGUUUUGUUUCUCAAGCACUUUACUGAAAACGAGAUAUCUUUGGGUUUCAAUUUUGUCUGGCUUUUUAUCUUUUACUUCUCAAUUGAUCUCCAGAGGAGUGGGACUAGGACAAAACAUGUGAUAUUCUUAACCAAGGAUCUAUGGAGAGGGUUUAAGCUGUUGGAAAAGUGAGUGGCAUUCUUGAAAUGGUGUGGUUGCGUUUAUUUGGGUGUGGAUAUAAUCAUGUUUCUGUGAUACAGUUCCUGCUGAGUUUGAAAUGCUAGUGUUAGUAAAGCCAGAAGGAGAGCCAGACAAAAGCUUGGAGAAAAGUCAGAAUUUCAGUGCCUCUUAGUGAUGGUUCAUGGGAAAGUAACGAUUUUGUGUUUGAUUUUCCUGAAGCACUGGGCAUAUGCUUUUUCUUCUCUGUGAAUUACUGUUUGUGAAUAUAUAUCUUUACAGCAUGGGAACAUCAGAAACAACUGGUUUUGUGCCUAGGUUUCACUCCUAGAGGUAGGUCCUUGCUAGAGACUCUGGGUAGCCUGAUGAAAAUGGUGUUUAACCACAAAGCCUCAAUUUCUGCUGUUGCUGAUUGUGGCAGCCUAAUUCCAGGUCCUCCUGAAUCCCUGGAGCUGAGGACAUGCUCUCCUCCUCCUGUUCUGCCACUGCCUUGCCUCCGUCUCCUCCACCCCACACAUUUCUUAGCCUUGUGUAGAGCACAGCAGAGAUUUCUUCAUGAAGACUGGAAUGUGUUUAUAUAAUAUUUUAUAUAUUAUUUUAGGCUCCUGCUACUCAAAUGUAGGCAAACGCUUAACCUCUUAUUCGCCAUCGUUAGACGAGCCGUGAAAUUCCUGUAGCAGACAUCAGGUCAGGUGGAUCUAAACCAGCUUCUGUUUUUCCUGCCUGGAAAGUUCAUCCUUCAUCAUUUUCCUGGCAAGUGUGGCUACCAAGAGCAGCUUUUCCAGGCCAGGAGUGUUUAGUUGGGAGUGUUGAUUGUGAACCACGCUGGUCGAGCUGGGCGUAGUGGGGGCUCUUCUGUGUGGGAGGUGUCACAAAGGGGGUGAUGUGAGAGGCUCAGUCUCUGCAAAAGCAGGGGCAGGGCAGCAGUAGAACACGGGGCAGAGCUGCUGAAAAGGAGAGAACAACCUGCUGCACUAAAUCCCAGCUCCCCUGGGGACACAGCUCCGUAGUUACUAUCCUCAAAUGGCAUUCCUUUAUUACGUGCAUCAUUGUGCACGGCCUCUAGAGAGGAAGCAAACGGUCUCUAAAACAAUCUGCUGGCAGCUCAGGCUGGAGGAUUUGAGGUUUUCCAGGGCUCUUUUGCUGUGUCAUUCUUCCCUUUAAUGUUCCAGCUUGAAGGUUGUUGUUCUUUCUCCAUCAAAGCGCGUUAAAGCGCCGGUAAGAGUGUCUGCUCCAAGGACAAGGUGGAGAAGGCAGCAGCCCGGGGAGAACAAGAGAUACCGCAGAACAGCUUUGUUUUGGUGUAAUCUGUCUUAUCUGCAUGUGAUGCAAAGACAGGGCAGUGCUCACAAGACUUGGAGGCUGCGUGGUGACAUGUUUUCUGUCCUUUUAUAAAAUCCACCACGUUAUUUUGAUUAGAGCGCUAACGUAACUCCUGGCAGCCUCAAAUCUCACUGCUAGCAGCUACUUCCCUCCAAAGCCUUGGUGUGGUGCUAACAAGCAGAGAGAUCUUGUGCGUCCUGUUUACACGGAGCUGGGAAGACAGCGUGUUCCGUGGGAGGUGCCAAGGUAGCGCUGUGUUCGGAUAUAAGUUUUUAGGUGGCAGAGACACUGUGGAGCUGAGUGUGGGGCAGGCAGAGCUGAUGGGGGAGCCUGGGGUGUAGCCCAGGAUGGACUGGCUGUGACGACGACGUGCCUUAGCCGGAGAGGUCGUUACCAUGAAGAGUUCCUGCAGAGCUGGCCUCCACAGGGAACCGCUGACUUCCACGUCCUCCACCUUCCAUCAAGUCAAACGGGUUUCUGGUAUGCACUUAAAGCCAUAUCUCAAGUUACAGAAGAAAGAGCGAUCCCCAGAAAUAAGCCAGGAUUCCCUGCGAGGCCGCCAGGGACCGGCUCAAGGAGAAAAAUACACCAACUGCAGCAAACUGAGCGUGUUCCCAAAACCCUCCCUGGUGACUCCGUCUCAAAAGCUUCUGGGGAUUAUUUAUCCAAAUACUAUGUGCAAUAUGAACGGGAAGGGCCCGGCGGACGGUCCGAGUGCGAGGGACAAGAAGAACGUCCUGUCUGCCACCAUCCACCAGGGAGAAGAAGGGGAAGGGCCGCUGGACGUCUGGGCCGUGGUGAAACCCGGCAACACCAAGGAGAAAAUCGCCUUCUUCGCGGCCCAGCAGUGCGGCGGCGGCGGCACCCGCACGGGCUCCAUGAAAAUCAAGAGCACGUGGGACAUCGACGGGAGGACGGCCAAGCGCAGGAAAAAAUCGGUGGAUCUUAAAAAAGCCAAAAUCCAGCUGGAGAGGAUGAGGGAGGCGAACUCCAGGUGCUCCCAGCCGGAGCCUUUCUCCUGCGGCAUCGAGCACUGCUCGGUGCACUUCGGGAGCGACGGCGGCGAGGGCGCUUUCCCGGGCCGCUCCCUGUCGGUCAUCGAGAUGGUGGCGUUCCUGGAGCAGCGGGCCAGCGCCCUGCUGGCCGACUGCGCCAAGAGCUGCGCCGCCACCUCCGCCGCCAGGCCCAGGGCCGCCCCGGGCGGCUCCGAGCCCUUCCCGGCGGGCGAGGCGCAGGCGGAGCGCGGCCCCGGCGAGCCGCAGGGCGAGCCCGUGCGCGUGCUGGACAUGGUGGCCAAGCUGGAGUCCGAGUGCCUGAGGCGGCAGAGCGAGCGCGAGGCCGGGAGCCUCUCCCGCAACAACAGCUUCCGCAGGAACGUCGGCAGGGUGCUCCUGGCCAGCGGCACCCGGCCCCCCGAGGGAGACGGGGGGAAGGGGGGCCCGGCUCCGGGGGAGGCGGGGGCGGCGGAGGCCGGCUAUGGCGGCGGCUGCGGCCCUCCGGGCGACGCCGAGCUGUGGGACGGCGGCGCCUCCGCCCGGCAGCCGUUUCCUUCGGGGCUGGAUCCCCGCGUGGGGAACGUGAACUCGGGGCUUGCCCGCGCGGUGUUGGCGAUGGCGGCCGGCAGGAACGACGCUGAAACGCGGAUCGAGCCUCCCAGGGCUCUGCUGUCCCCGUGCCCUGCUGCUGCCAGGCUGCCCCCGGAUCCCUUGCGGAGCAAGAGCGCGACCGUUGAUUGUACGUCGAAAGAGCCCGUGGUUUUCCCGAAGCAUCCUGCGAGGAAGGAGCCCUUGUGCAUCAGUAUAUCGGUCACCAAGACGGAGGAAGGGUGCAGGAAGGAGAAGCUCUCCAGUUCUGGUGAGGAUUCGCUCCCAGGGAGGCUGUUUUUCCUCCAGGGUGAGGGGCCUGCUGCUCACGAGCAACAGCCGGGGCGGGAGAGUACCCAGGAGAAGCCGGGGGAAGUAGCCCAAAACGAGGAUGAGGAUGCUCUGGCAUCUGCUGCAUCGUGUGUCAGAAGCAGUGUCCCUACGGAGCCAUCGGCCCCUUCUGUCCCUCCCGCAGAAGGGGCUUUGCAAGUACUUGACGCUUCCUGCCUCAAGCGGCAGGUUUCACAUGACUUUCUGGAGACCAGGUUUAAGAUCCAGCAGCUUUUGGAGCCUCAGCAGUACAUGGCCUUCCUUCCUCACCACAUCAUCGUCAAGAUCUUCGGCUUGCUUCCCACCAGGAGCCUGGUUGCCCUAAAAUGCACUUGCUACUACUUCAAAUUCAUCAUCGAGUACUACAACAUCAGGCCGGCGGACUCGCGCUGGGUGCGCGACCCUCGCUACCGGGAGGACCCUUGCAAGCAGUGCAAGAAGAAAUACGUGAAGGGGGACGUGUCCCUGUGCCGCUGGCACCCCAAGCCCUACUGCCAGGCUCUGCCCUACGGGCCUGGCUACUGGAUGUGCUGUCACCGCUCCCAGAAGGGCAUCCCGGGCUGUAAGCUGGGCCUCCACGACAAUCACUGGGUCCCCGCCUGCCACAGCUUUAACCGCGCCAUCCAUAAGAAAACCCGAGGAGCGGGAGCGGAGGUGGAAGAGGAAUAUUAGUGCACAAACGCUUUCCUGCAAGAUUGUUUGGGAGAGGAGGAGGAGGAGAUUCUCAUGCCUUGUGCUGUUUACAGUGUAUAUAAUUGUCGUGAUUAUUAUUUUUUUUCCCCCCCCCCACAGGGCUAUGAAACUGCACAUACUCAAACACAAGAGCCUUUACCUUUUAGAUUAAAAGAGAGCUUUUAGUCCAUCUCUGUAAAUAACACUAUAAAAACUAAUUGUACAUACAGAGUCUACAGCUGGCUGAACAAGGUAACCCCUACAAUGCAGCUAUCCCAGUGUUGCGGCUAUAGGUGUGUGUGUUUUUAAGUGUCUCGUUUCAAAAUCUGUAUAUCCUGUAUAAUAUAUGAAUGUUUCUGAGAAGAAACUCUAAAUAGGUAAAGGUCAACUUGUUUAAAGAAGCUGCAGACAACUUAACUGGACAACCCGAAACUUUAGACUAUAGAACAGAUCCAUUAUAGUAGUGUGGCAGUGGAUUGAAAAAAAAAAAAAAAAAAAGAGAGGAAUAUUAUUGUAUAGUCAGAAUAUUAAAAAAAAAAAAAAGUUCUUGUCAACCUUACCGAUGUUGUCUGGUUGGGUUUUUUUGUUUUUUUUUUUUUUACAUAAAUAAAAUGUGCAUUCUAGAUCUGCCUUACCAGACUUUCUCGUGUAAGAGUUUUGCCCCGAAAUAAAAACGCUGUAAAACACGUGGCAAAAACUUCGUGCUGUGCUGUAGUUCAGACGUGCAAUGUGCUUUCUCUAGCAAACCUGUCCUCCUACUAACAAAGGAACAAAACCUCCCCAAACCUCUGCAGCAUUCACAGAUUCUGGCUUUUCCUUUCCUUCCUGCCAGCCCUGUGUGAAGCAGAGGCUCCUUUCAUUGGGAAUUCUGGUGCUAGGUGUGUAAAGCUUGCAAAGAAACCAGGUGCUUUCUGCUGCUUCUGCUUCUUGCCUCUUGUGUUCCCUGGCUGCUCGAGGAUGGAGCAUGGGUCCAGCAGGAUCUUUGGCUUUAGAAGCUUUCCUCCAUGCUCUGUAUGGAAUUUUCCCCUUGCAAGAAGAAUCCUUGCAGUGCAUACCCCUGUGCUGUGUGUCGGCGCUUUCCAGGGGAAUGGCGGAGGUUUGUGUCGGCCGGACGGCGAUUCCUCGCGCUCACAACGGGAGCGGAGCGUGGCGUUCCCGGCAGCGUUUCCCUGCAUCUGUUCCUGUCCUGCCCUGCUGUGAGCCGGAGCUCAGGCUCCUGUUGCAGCCCUGGGAGGGUGGAUGGUUUGUUAGCCUGGGAAUGGACCCUGCCCAGCCCAGCAGCCGCAUCCAGGUCGCUCAGGGGAGCAGCAGCCGUUUUUGGGGAGCCCACGGAGCCCCGGCCACAUCCCUUCUCUCCCCACCUUGGUGCUGUUGCUGUUCCUCUUCCCCUUCUCAGGGCACGGACGGACUCCUGGCUCUCACCAUUCCAGCUGGAACGGCCAAAAAUCUCUGACCUGGUGCAAGAAGAGCCGGUGCCACCUUCCCAUGGAGCUCACCUCGGACCCUCCUCUGCCCUGCCAGCCCCAGGGAGCUGCUGGAAAGGGCAGGGAUGGGGUGGCCCUGCCUGGCUCAUCCUGUUCUCUGUCCUUUGGUGCUGGAUCAGCAAGGUGUGGAAAAACUGCUGGCUGCGGGGGCCAGGCUGAGCCACCCACCUCCACCUGCCCUUUUGGAGCCUGAGGAGGACAAAAGAGGGUUUUGAAGGCUUUUGUUCUUUCCUUUAACAGCGGGAGAAGGAAAAUCGAGCCCCGGCAGCCUGAAAUGUGGGUUUGGUGAGCUCAGGCUUCUCAGGGAGGUUUAAAGGAUGUUUAAAGGUUUUAUGUUUUGCCUUCACCUGCUCCUGCCGCCCCUCCCGGAGCUGCUCAGCCUCGCUGCGCUGCAGACGUGAUGACAACCAGGAGGAAUGAAAUUAGGAAUUGAAAAGAAGGGUGCGGCCGCCUUGUAAUCGGCUGGGAGGAGGGAGAGGAAAAGCGGGAUCCCUCCUUUAAUCCCUGACUUCAUCCUCUAACGGGGCACAGGCUUCACCCAAACUUCAUCUGCUCCCUCUGCUGCGCCCGCACCAGCAGCAAAACAACCUCCGGGCUGCUGCUUUGCCAAAGCCAUCGGCAUCAAAAGCCUUCAGCUUAAUUUGGAUUAGGGGAAACGGGAAAGAAGCUGCUUUCCUGCUCCCCCACCCAAGACUGGAAAACUUGAGGCUGACAGCAGCGAGGAAAGUCCCUGCGAGGCUGGAAUGGAGUGGCAGAGGAAAAUAUUUUGUAAUUAGAUAAGGGGCCAGUGAGGUCAUUUUAUUUGGAACAGGGUGUGAGAUUUUGGUGACUUUUGUUGAACAAGGGGAACAAGGAGGGUGAAAUAAUAUCAUGAGGCUGUUUUGUUCUUGGAGCAGGUAAAUCCAGAGGACAGCUUGCUGUCUGCCCUACCCCAUCCCUGCCUUCCCCCCAGGCUGGCUGGGGAGCGUGGGCUGCUUUGUACAUCAUUUAUUACGUUGUCUGCCGGAACUGUCCCUCCUGCACAGCGUUGCUGUUAAAAAUUGUUUCACAGAACAAGCUUUUGCAUCCAGGAGCGGUUGGUUCUGAGUGUUGCUGUGCUGAGCUGCCUGCAGGCUUUUUUUUUUUUUUUUCCCCUAUGUAAUGUUGUAAAAUGCAGAUUUCUGUUUCCUUAAGGGAUGGUUCAGGGAGAAGCCAAGGUUUGAUGAAUGUUAGAGUUUGGGUUUUUUCCUAAGAAGCAAUUAAAAAAUAUAUAUAAAAUCCAGUGUUGGAUUUACAAA
Messenger RNA from Hirundo rustica (Barn swallow), 7087 nucleotides. It is a transcript of the gene FBXO34, whose product is annotated as F-box protein 34. The transcript is spliced from 3 exons. Gene Ontology annotation, molecular function: protein binding. The record is from RefSeq and is a predicted model, not a curated record. NCBI's taxonomy places the organism in Eukaryota, Metazoa, Chordata, Aves, Passeriformes, Hirundinidae. Bases 2137 to 4326 code for a protein of 729 amino acids.